Molecule: messenger RNA, 702 nt
Organism: Didymella exigua CBS 183.55
Lineage: Eukaryota; Fungi; Ascomycota; Dothideomycetes; Pleosporales; Didymellaceae
Exons: 5
Coding region: 1-702 (233 amino acids)
Source: RefSeq, a predicted model, not a curated record
AUGUACAACGCCAACGAGAUGAUGGUCCAAGCGGCAGCGGUUGGAGUAGAUGGUCUUGCGGAGUUCAAUGGAGGAACAAGUCUCUCAGGCGCCAGCUGGUUGAACAACCAGGCCAAGCUUGAGCAGCUCCACGAGCUCCGCGUUAUGGCCCUGGGUAAUGCGAAGAUCAUAUACGGCUCCGAGAAGUUCAAGUUCUACGACGUAGUCGUUGCAUAUAGUGCGCCGGAAGCAAAGUUCGCCGCGGUGCUCGUGUGCAACUUCAACGAAGCGACGAAGAUCCUGCGCAAGGAAGUUGCGGCCUGUCCGCUCGCAGCCGUACGCGAUAUCGUCCAUGGGCUACACGUUGACACCAAGUACAACGUCGGCGACCAGCUUUUCGGACAGCAAGGCGGAACUCUGCGUGAUGGCGUGUUCGGACUGCAUGAGUGGAAGAGUGCGGUGGCCGACUCAAGCCAAGACCAGGACGACACUUCGAGCCUUCUCCGUGCCAGCUUCUCAGCUCCGGCGGCACCGCGAGUAGAUCGACAGCCAUAUAAGCGCUCUCGUAGGGAUAAUGGCCGUGGCGAUUACUGGGACCGGGAUUUAGGGUCGCGUGAGCCGGAGGGCAGACUCAGCCCCGAGGGAACGAAUCUGGCCGCUCCUAUAGCACAGAACGGAUCUCAUCAGGAGGUGUCUAGUACCUCGUUCUGGGCAAUCGAGUAG